AUGGUUAAAUCAAACAGUACUCCGAAAAUUAUUCUUGGGACUAUGACAUUUGGUCUUGAGACUACUAGCUUUGAGACCUCCGUCGUCCGUGUGCGAGGUGCCCAAAACAUCAAGCCAUUCAUGGACGUGUUCAAGUCACACGGUCAUGAAGAGGUGGACACUGCCAGGAUCUAUGGCAAUGGCGACACAGAGUUGGUAUUGGGUCAGUUGCGGAUGGAGUCGUUCAAGAUUGCGACCAAAGUCUGGCCUACCAUGCCUAGAGCUUUCGCACCUAACAACCUCAAGCACACAUUUAAGGAGUCUCUGGCUGCACUGAAGGCUACCAAAGUGGAUGUCUUUUAUCUGCACAUGGUGGAUGACACGACGCCAUUUGAUGAAACUGUCAAAGCAGUGGAUGAGCUGUAUCGUGAGGGACUCUUCAGCAAGGUAAGAUUUCUGGAUGAAAACUUCCGCCAUGAAUGUGAUUAUGUGCUGGGGCAACUCAGCAGCGGUCUGCUCACUGAAAUACAUUCUUCUACUUUGUAUGACAGUUUGGACUGUCCAACUUUGCAGCCUGGCAAGUAG
Molecule: messenger RNA, 564 nt
Organism: Linnemannia hyalina
Lineage: Eukaryota; Fungi; Mortierellomycota; Mortierellomycetes; Mortierellales; Mortierellaceae
Source: the annotation of a GenBank genome assembly